UGGGAAGAACUGCCCAGCAUUGGUAGUCGGUUGGUAAACGCGCAGUGCAGCGGCGCGGCCAGUUGCCUCGCGACCGCCGCGCCCGCCGCUCGUCUGUGUUGCCACAAUGGCGUACUCGUGGGACAACAGGGUUACGUUUGUGGUUCGAUUUCUUUAUGACAUCGACAACAACGGCUACCUCGACGCGCACGACUUCCAAUGCCUAGCCCUCCGCUCGUGCGUGCUGGAGGGCAAGGGGGACUGCUCCGCCGCCCGGCUGCAGAAGUACCAGCACAUCAUGCUCAGCCUGUGGGAGGAGAUCGCCCAGCUGGCGGACUUCGACAAGGUUCCUGACUAUGACGGCACCAUCUCCGUCGACGAGUUCAAACAAGCCGUGAAGAACAGCUGCGUGGGAAAGCGGUACGAAGACUUCCCUCAGGCGAUGAAGGCGUUCAUCGAAUCCAACUUCAGAAUGAUUGACAUCAAUGCCGACGGAGUCAUGGGGGUCGAGGAGUACAGAUAUGACUGCGUGCAGCGGAUGGUGGUGGAAGACAUUAAGGUCAUCGACGAUGCUUUUGACACGUUAUUAAAUGAUGACGACAGGAAGAAGGGCGGCCUCACCUUAGCCAGAUACCAGGAGCUGUUCGCGCAGUUCCUUGGAGACGAGAAGGAAGACUGCCAAGCGAAACACCUCUUCGGCCCUCUAGAGAUAUAACCACCUUAGCCAUAGACUUACAAGUUUAGCCCUUAGGGCUUUAGCUGUGACUGCUACACCUACACCCAGUUGAACAUUAGUAGCCAGGUUUCUGUCACUUGACAUGAACUUUGGCGAUAGUUUAUAUGUACUUAGAUGGGCAAACUGGGCAAUAAGGAAUAAGAAUUUUAGUUCGUCAUAGAGAUUUCGUGAAUCCACAAUUAUUUCAGUACCUGGCCAGUUCGCGGGCAGACAUGUUUCUAUAUUUACGGAAUACGCAACGUCGGUAAAUGACGCCAAAAAUACAUCAUCGCCGCGUCGAUACAGUCAAGCGAAUAAGUAAACAAACUGGCCAUAAACAAUUAGGGCGCAGAAAAAAAAUGGUUUAUCACCAAAAUUUUACAAAAAAAACGUCAUUCGCGCGCGAAUUUUACCUAAUUUUUUAUAUAUAAAAAUAUACUACUCUCUCUACUUAAUGAAACCCUACUUAAUGAAAAGUCUACUUAAUGAAACCCUUUAUUAAGUUUUAAAUGUUUUAAUUGGUUUACAAUUGGAUCGAUUCCGCUAUGUAACGAAAAAUUGUCACACAUUUUUAUGUUAGACUUUCGUUACAUAAAGUAAUCAAGUCAAUGUAAUUUUUGUAUUUUUUUGAUCUAUUUAAAUCUGUCUGCUAUGACUUUUAAUUCCUCGAUGGCCAGUUACAACACAAUUCUUAGUACGAGUAUUAUAAACUUUAGUGUGCGUUUUAGUUUUUUGAUAGUUUUAAAUAUAACUCAGUUCUGAUUAUCCCGUCCCAGCACAUCACAAUGUGAUCUUAUUUUAAGAUAUUUUAAUAUAAUAUUUGCAGUGAGAUUUAACGUUAAUUUUUGUAAGUUUGUUUUAUUUUGUUUGUGAAUUAUGGAAUGUUGGUACACCCUUGUUUUUACUGUUCCUGUGGUAUCAUUAUAAUUAUAAGAAACGAACGACCAA
Molecule: messenger RNA, 1642 nt
Organism: Cydia splendana
Lineage: Eukaryota; Metazoa; Arthropoda; Insecta; Lepidoptera; Tortricidae
Gene: Scp1
Product: sarcoplasmic calcium-binding protein, alpha chain
Exons: 4
Coding region: 107-694 (195 amino acids)
Molecular function (GO): calcium ion binding
Source: RefSeq, a predicted model, not a curated record